Messenger RNA from Chrysemys picta bellii (western painted turtle), 2045 nucleotides. RefSeq names its product sperm acrosome associated 9 (gene SPACA9). Gene Ontology annotation, cellular component: ciliary base; acrosomal vesicle; sperm flagellum. The record is from RefSeq and is a predicted model, not a curated record. NCBI's taxonomy places the organism in Eukaryota, Metazoa, Chordata, Testudines, Emydidae.
CUAGGGAGACGGUUGUAACAAUUGCCCUGCGGGGAGCUCGCAGCUGGGGCUGGCGGCCGCAGGGCUGCGGGGAGCAGGCGGUGUCGGGGGCAGGAGGUCCGGGACAUGCAGGAGUGGGACAGGAGACACAGGAGGGGGGGAAAAUGAACGAGGUAAAAGAAUGUCUGAGAAACAUAGAACAGACUUACAAGAUCUUCCAGCAACAGCAGUUUACAUUUAUUGCAGCACUGGACCGCACCCGAGAGGAUGCACAUGACAAGAUCAGGCCUAUAGCAAGUAUUGGACAGGUGCAGGCAUACAUGGAUCAUCACUGUAACAACACUACCGACAGACGCAUCCUCCUCAUGUUCUUGAGCAUCUGUAGUGAACUGAACAAACUCUGCCAAAAGCUAGAAGCCCUGCAUCCCGGUACCAGUGUAACGAACAAUAUUUUGGAGAAAUGCAAGCUGCUCGUUAGCCCCAGCAACGACCUGAGCACCAUCCGAGCCAAGUACCCUCAUGAUGUGGUAAAUCACCUGAGUUGCGAUGAAGCAAAGAACCACUAUGGAGGUGUGGUGAGCCUCAUACCCAUAGUGCUGGACUGCAUGAAAGCAUGGGUGGCCCACAGUGAGAAGCUGCCUCGGAACUUCCUGCAUAACGUGAGUGAUGGAAGUGCUGACUCUCAGAAGAGAACACAGCAGGAUGUGUCAGCAAAGGCAUCUGCUCCCCUAGGCCCACGUCCUGCUAUCCUCACUACUGCUACUCAGACCUUGGUUAGUUACAAAGACUAUUCAGGAGAGCAGAACCGUAAGCAUGGUAAAAAAGAGCACCUGAAUGGCACAGGGAGAAACACUUGGAAAUAUCUCAAUGGUCCCUGGAAACCACCUGGGAAACCCUCCUUUUAGAAGGACCAAAGCUCAUACAUCUUUUGCAUAGAUGUGACUGGUUAUUAAAUAUGGUCUCCAGUAUUCACUGCAGUUGUUCCCUCCCGUCUUCACCCAAGUUCUGAAUAUAUGUAGUCUUGUAAGUCUCCAAGAGCAGAUAAACCUAGAUCUUAUCAGACAACUUUCUACUGAGAUCCAGAAAAAGAGUUGAAACGGGUAGUGUAUGUCACAUGUAUUCCUCCUUGACAGGUCUAGUGGUGAGGGCAGCAGAUGGAGUUAGGACCAAUCAGAUUCUGGUCUCUCACCAAUGCUGUGUCUUGGGCAAGUCACUUGAAGUCCAAUUCUAUGACUUCCUAUCUGAUUUUUUCAGGUUAUAGGUUGCUCAAAUUUACUGCUGUAAAUAGCCUGCUAUCUGAAAUCUAAGAUGGGUGCACUGCAUCCUACACCAAUACCAGUAAUAAAGACUGAGCCAAAAAUCUGUCUUCAUUUAUAGCUGUUCAACCCCUUCACUUCCCAUGGGGUUGCACAGGUGUAAGUGAGGACAGAAUUUGGUCCUGUAGUUGAAAUUUAAUUGACGGUGGGUGUGGCCCAUAAAAUAAUCCAGCUCACUCUCCCAGAGCUGUUUUGGCUCUGCAGGGCUAACAAAAGGAAAAAGUUAUUUCUGACCACUAUUAGGGUGCAAGACUCCAAUCCAGGGAGCAGAUCUACUGAGGAAGAGGUGACCAUUUUCAGACACAGCCUCUUUUCAAAGUAGAAUUGCACUUUAAGGUCUCUACGCCUCUGCUUUCCCUUGGGUACAUCUUACCUACCUUACAGAAGUGUUUGAUGCUUAGGUCAUUAACAGUUGUAAGGCAUCUGAGAUCAGCUGAUGGAGCAUGCAUAGAAAAGUGCAACGUAUUUUUAAAUCAUUGCCUUCCUAUAGAGUCUCUGAAGCCAGCUAGCUAGCUUUCCAGGACUGGGUUAUGAAAGCCAGUCCACCUGUAGGCUCGCUUCCCAUAUUUAUCACUUAGAACUGAUUUGUAUAAUUUAUGGAUGCUUUAUGGAAGCUCUUAACAAGAUCUUGAUAGUCUGAUGUAUUUCCCUUUAUCUGAUUGCUCUUUUCCCCUCCCACAGGCAAGUUAGCUCCUGUUCUUUUGCCUCCUGCCUGAAGACACUCCUGAAUAAACGUUUCCCGUGCAUGCA